GUAUUGUCUAUGAUUUUUUUAGCGGGAAAAUCAAACAAUAGGUAAUUCGUUCGUUCUAUUAAUUUCAUUAAUUAUCGUGAUUAACUGUUAAAUAUGAUUUGUUUGCAAUUAAAGUUACAUGAAAUCUAAAAAAUAUUACUGCCACUAACCAUGUCAAAUUACUUAUUGAUCAAACAUGCCAUGCCCACAAGCGCUCUCUCGCCUAGUUACAUUCGCGCGUCAUCAUGGAUGCAUCUAUCCCAGUUUUCGAAAAGCCCCACCCUCGUCUAAGUGUCCUAGACUGGACGAGGAACAUCCAAAGACUGCAGAACGAGGCUAGAGUGCGACGUUUCGAGUCCUACGAGUUGCGGAACCGGGCCAACCAGUUGAGGAAUGAAACCUCGGUCACUACGCGAUGGGAUAACUACGUCAAUAAUGAACUGUUGAGGGAUAGAAUAUUCCUCGUAGACUCGUUCCGUGAGAAGCAGCGUUUCACGAGCGAGAUGGUGCGCGACGAAAUCCGCGCUCUGCGUGAGGAGAAGAACGCCACGGAGCUACAUCUGGAGUCCCUGCAGGUCCCGCUGAUGGUGUCCUCGCAGUGCUUGUCGAAUAGGGACCAGAGGGUGCCGCCGGAGCUUACCAGGGACCAGUUAGGGGAGGAACUUAAUAAGAAAAUAAUCAAAAACGUGGAUACAAACUGGUAA
Leguminivora glycinivorella is the source of this 683-nucleotide messenger RNA. Its product is annotated as tektin-2-like. Lineage: Eukaryota; Metazoa; Arthropoda; Insecta; Lepidoptera; Tortricidae. The transcript is spliced from 3 exons. The record is from RefSeq and is a predicted model, not a curated record. The coding region runs from base 225 to 683 and encodes 152 amino acids. Gene Ontology annotation, biological process: cilium movement involved in cell motility; cilium assembly. Gene Ontology annotation, cellular component: microtubule cytoskeleton; nucleus.